CGGGUGUUUACGCUUUGGAGCACGGAAAAAAAAUGAAAUUUUUGAGAAGAGAAAGACAAGGAUAACGACUACGAGGACGAUCCCCAAAUCACAACCAGAAAUACUCUCGCCUUCCUUGGCGAGUGACUCUUUGAGCGCCGUCAGGGACAGGAUAUCACGCAUACAGUCAUGGGAUAUAUAUGUCAGGGUUGGCAGCUCUGGAGUGACCAUCCGUUCUAUACGCAGAAGUUUAUUGAUGUCGAUGUUUCGAGUGACGGAUAUACGUACCAUCCAAGUAGUCAGGGUGAGAUUGAAAUUGACGAAGAUGUUGAUAGCGAGGAUGAAGAUGAGGGUGAGGACGAUGGUGAGGACGGGGAUGAGGAUGAGAAUGAGGAAUAUGUUGACGAGGAUAAGAAUAAUGAUGAGGAUGCUAAUUCUAGCCGAGGGAUCCCUGACAUUCUUAGCUCGUAUCCUUCCGCAGGACAAGGUUAUAAGCGGCGUGACAGCUGACAGGCACAAGCAAAAGCAAAAGCAAAAGCACAUAUGAGAGUAGAAAAAGCAAGGGAAAUAAAUCCCACGGACUUCCCGUCCGCUUCCUUUCCGGCUGUGCCUCUUCUCC
Molecule: messenger RNA, 598 nt
Organism: Aspergillus ruber CBS 135680
Lineage: Eukaryota; Fungi; Ascomycota; Eurotiomycetes; Eurotiales; Aspergillaceae
Exons: 2
Coding region: 169-489 (106 amino acids)
Source: RefSeq, a predicted model, not a curated record